Pyricularia grisea is the source of this 1899-nucleotide messenger RNA. RefSeq lists its product as uncharacterized. The record is from RefSeq and is a predicted model, not a curated record. Gene Ontology annotation, molecular function: protein binding. The transcript has a single exon. NCBI's taxonomy places the organism in Eukaryota, Fungi, Ascomycota, Sordariomycetes, Magnaporthales, Pyriculariaceae. The coding region runs from base 1 to 1899 and encodes 632 amino acids.
AUGGAGUCCUUUGCCACUCUCAAGCGUCGCACCACCGAGGUGCUACAGACCGUUCCGCAAGCACUGCCAAAGAAGUUUCCCAACAUGCCUAAUAUGCCCAACAUGCCUAAUAUGCCCAACAUGCCCAGCAUGCCUAAUAUGCCUAGCAUCCCCAAUAUGCCAAAUAUGCCCAACAUGCCAAAAGUUAGCCUGCCGUCCAUUUCAUCCAUUCCCGGCAUGGGCGGCGCGGCCACAGACAGGAACGCCAUCAAGGCCAGCUGGGAGCGCAUCUCGAUGGAUUCGCUCCCGCGCUCCAAUCACACACUCGACGUUGUCGGCAACACAGCCUACAUCUUUGGCGGCGACACAUCGUCCCUCGGCGGCGAGAUCACCAACGACAUGCACGCCGUCAUCCUGCCCAUGAGCGGCGCGAGCGCAGACUACUACACCAUCAAGGCCGUUGCCGCCCCAGUGGCAGUCGAGCACGCGCCGCAGGAGGAGGGCGUCACUCUGGCGGAACAGGACACGGAGACUACAGUCAAGGAGAAGGACCUCACAGAGAUUUCCCUCACUUCCCCGACAACGGAAACCGCGCCAGAGUUGCCCAUCAUCAACGAGCCAGCCGGCGACGACGCUGCCUCUGCCGUUGGUGAAGUACCUGACGAGCAGCCUCCUGCGCCACCCAGCCCCAGUAGAGCGGACAAGGGGAAAGCCGUCGCCGGCCCUGCGCCUCCAGCAGACAAGGUCCCACCGGCCCGGACAGGUCAUGCAUCCGCCGUCAUCGGCAGCCGCAUAUUCAUCUUUGGUGGAUCUGACAUCAACAACAAAACUCCCCUGGACGAACGUGGCCGCGUCUGGGCCUUCGACACAAGGACGCACGACUGGACCGCCCUGGACCCCAAGCCGGCGGCAUUGCCCGCCCCUCUCACGCCCCUCACGCUCACCACCGUCGCGCACCCGACCCACCCCUCCCCCCGGACCCAGCAUUGCGCUACGGCGACAGACAGGCCAGGGAAGCCGGGCGAGCACGGCCACAGCAGGCGCGAGGGCGGCGGCAGCUGGGGCUUCAACAAGCACGCCGGCCGACGGCCGAGCAACUGGCGUGAGUGGGCCGAGGGGGACAGCGCCGAGGUGGGGACGCCGCAGGCACCCAUCGUGGGCAACAUCGCCGCGGCAGCCGUGGACGAGGAGACGGACGGGUACGGCACCUUUUUCGUGCACGGCGGCGUGCUCGCCGACGGCACCCGGACCAACGACGUCUGGGCCUUUGACGUGCACACGCGAGUCUGGCAGCAGCUCCCCGACGCGCCGGGCACGGGUAUCGCAGGCGCCGCCAUCUGCGUGAGCAGAUCCCGCCUGUACAGGUUCGGUGGGGACAUUUCGGCGUUGGAGUACCUGGUGCUCGGCCUGGACACGUUUGACGACAAGUCGGCGCUGGGCGAGGAGGUCACCGUCACGGCCCGCAGUAGCUCGUGGAGGUCUCUCGGCGAAGAAUCGGACCAUACGGCCGAGGACGCGACGCAGCAGCCCUCUCCGGGCCCGCGAAUCGCCCACGGCAUGCGCGUCGUCGCGACCGGCGGCGGCCGCGAGUACAUAGUCGUCCUCCUGGGCGAGGGCCCCGAGGCGGGCCAGUUCUACGACGACGCCUGGGCCUACCAGGUCCCCGCCCACGGCAUGACCGCCGCGUCCGCUGUCGACAGGUUCAGCAAGGUGCUGCGCCGCAAGUCGGGCGAGGGCAGGUGGUACCGCGUUCAGGGGCGUGCGUUUGAUGAAGACGACGAGCGCGCCGCCUCCGGACCGGGACCGAGGGGCUGGGCUGGCAUCGCCGGGUUUGCGGACGAGAAUGCCAUUGUUGUCUGGGGCGGUGUGGACGAGUCUGGGAGGAAGUUGGGAGACGGGUGGAUUUUGAGAUUGGACUAG